Pararge aegeria (speckled wood butterfly) is the source of this 1818-nucleotide messenger RNA. It is a transcript of the gene mRF1, whose product is annotated as peptide chain release factor 1-like, mitochondrial. Lineage: Eukaryota; Metazoa; Arthropoda; Insecta; Lepidoptera; Nymphalidae. Gene Ontology annotation, molecular function: translation release factor activity. Bases 1 to 1200 code for a protein of 399 amino acids. Gene Ontology annotation, biological process: translational termination. The transcript has 4 exons. The record is from RefSeq and is a predicted model, not a curated record.
AUGUCUUUACCAAGAUUCACAUUAAUACGUUCUGUAUCCAAGUUGGAAAAAUUGAUUUUUCGGCGAUAUUCAGCACAGAAUACUAUUAACCUAUCUGAUCAAGCGGUGCAAAGAUAUUUAAAUCAUUUGAUUCUGGAACAUGCCAAUUUGGAAACAAAACCACGCAGGAAUUUUGAAGAAGCGAGGAGGCUUCAAGAAAUAAAACCCAUAGUCCUUGCGCUGGAGCAGCGCAUAACUCUUUUCGACAGCAUAGACUCGCUGAAGGACUUAAAUAAGCGUGAAGGGCAAGAUGAAGAGAUAAAGAAAAUGAUUAAGGAGGAGGCGCAAAUAUAUUUAAAACGUUUGAAAGAAGUUGAUGGUGAACUACAGUCAAUACUGCUAGAGCCAUUUUUAACACAAGGUGGAGUGCUGGUUGAGGUAACAGCAGGAGCUGGAGGGCAAGAAGCUAUGCUCUUUGCGAGAGAGCUUCUUGAGAUGUACCAGUCAUAUUGUGAAUAUAAAGAUUGGGAGGUGGAUGUUGCAUCCAUAGAGAAAUCUGAUCUUGGGGGAAUAAGAAAGGCUUCCUUGCUUGUAAAGGGACUAGGUGCCCCUGAACUGAUGAGAAUGGAAGCUGGAGUACAUCGUGUCCAAAGAAUACCUGUGACAGAGAAGGGGGGCCGCAUUCAUACAAGCACAAUAUCAGUGGCCGUACUACCUCAGCCCACAGAUGUAGAAUUGAAUAUACCUGAGCGAGACUUGAGUAUUGAAACUAAAAGGGCCAGUGGUGCCGGAGGCCAGCAUGUGAAUACCACUGACAGUGCUGUACGCAUCAUCCAUAUACCAACAGGGACAGCGGUAGAGUGCCAGGAGGGUAGAUCACAGAUAAAGAACAAGGAAAUUGCUAUGCAGAAAUUACGUACACUAUUGCUACAGAAACAGCUAGAUGAGCAGUCUUCAAAAAUUAAUAGUGAGAGAAAAUCACAGGUAGGCCAGAGCAAUAGAAAUGAGAAGAUAAGAACAUACAACUACCCUCAAGACAGAGUAACCGAGCAUAGAGAAGGAGGUGGGACAACUCACAGCUUGAAGAUCUUCAUGCAAGGAGGCGAGCCCCUAGAACAACUGCAGGAGUCUCUUCUUCGACAGCAUAAAUAUAAGGCCAUUAUGACUGAGAUUAAUGAUUUCAUUGUUAAAUACAAAGCUGAAAAUAUUGGAAAGAGCUAACAGGUUAAAAAAAAAAGUAUUAGUAUACAUUAUGACUAAAAAUUGGUGUUUUAAUUAACUACUUCUUUUUAAGUUGAUUAAUAAUGGGCAAGAUUAAAUACAUUGACCAUUGCCAAACUAUGUAACAUAAAAGAAUUGGAAUAUUGGAUUGGAUUGUCUUUAAAUAUUCUUUAAUUCUAAGCGACUGAACCGCCUAGAUUCUUGGAUGUCACUGAAGAUGUGAUUACUCUUUUAAGUUGUAAUACACGGAAGUCACGGAAAAGAACAUUAAUGUUGUCAGUUCUUUUGUUUAUUUUCAGUGAGUUCUUUUAACGUCACACAACGUUAGGCUUAAAGUAUGAGAUUUUUAUGGUCACAUUGGAAACAUGCGUAGAAGCUUCGCUAGCUGUAGAAAUGUGAAGAAAAUUAAGCUUUCAAAUAAUAUAAAGUCGAGUUUACUCUAACAGGUUCUCUUUCUGUCUGGUUUUAGAUGUUUUGUUAUGUUUGUACAACUGUCUUAAGAUUUUAAAGUUGUACAAACAUAACAAGAGUAAGUUUAAAGCUGUAUAAAUUAAUGCUACAAAUAAUACAUCAAAAUAUUGUUAUGAAUUAUUAUAGUUCCAAAUAAAACACUAUAAA